This is a messenger RNA of Aspergillus vadensis CBS 113365, 1731 nucleotides long. RefSeq names its product FAD-dependent oxidoreductase. The transcript has 6 exons. NCBI's taxonomy places the organism in Eukaryota, Fungi, Ascomycota, Eurotiomycetes, Eurotiales, Aspergillaceae. The record is from RefSeq and is a predicted model, not a curated record. Bases 130 to 1512 code for a protein of 460 amino acids. Gene Ontology annotation, molecular function: FAD binding; monooxygenase activity.
GUUCAUUCAUUCUUCAGCUUCAGUUCCUCUGUUACCAGUAUACCCUUGAUCACAUAUAUAUAUUGGUUGCCACUACUUAUCUACUUCCCAUCUUUCUAUAUAUAACUUCGGUCUACCAGUACUAUCAAUAUGGGAUCAAACGAUGAAUCAUCGUGGCGCCGCCUGAGCGUCGGUAUUGUUGGUGGUGGUAUUGGUGGUAUGGCUGCGGCCAUUUCGCUCCGUCGAGCAGGCCACGAUGUGACUAUCUAUGAGCGUCAUGAUUUCGCGGGUGAGGUUGGAGCGUCGAUUUCGUGCGCGGCCAAUGGUACUCGCUGGUUACACGAAUGGGGAGUCGAUGUUGCUAAGGGCGAUCCGGUCAUUCUGCGCAAGUUGAUCAACCGGGACUGGAAGACUGGAGAGCCUGUUAGUGUGUAUGAUUUGGGGGACUAUGAGAAGCGUUGGGGACAUGUCUAUAACAUGUUCCAUCGGCAGUAUAUGCAUGCUAUGUUGAAGGACUGUGCUAUGCAGGAGGAGGGCCAGGGAACGCCUGCAAAGCUGAAGGUCAAUUUUCAGUGCAAAGAUAUUGAUCUGAAUUCCGGUGUGAUCACCUUUGCCAACGGGGAGACUGCCCAGCAUGACUUGAUCGUUGGUGCUGAUGGAAUCGGCUCGGUUGUCCGUGGCAUUAUUGGUAUUCAUCCUGAAAGAAAGCCUGCAGCCUCCAGCUGUCUGCAUACUAAUGUAACGACGGAGGAGGCUGUUCGGCUGGGUCUGGUCGAUUACUCGAAGAACAGUGCGCUUGAGUACUGGGGUGGCCAGGAAGGCAAAUGGGAUAAGAUCGUGCUCUCGCCCUGUAACGGUGGUCGCUUGCUGUCGUACUAUUGUUUCUUCCCUCGCGAGAUGGGAGACUAUGCAAGCCAGACCUGGGGUGGCGAAGACCGUCCCGUCGAGGAACUUCUCGCGCCUUAUCCUCAUCUCGAUCGCCAGGUCUUCUCGCACUUGGCAAUUGGCAAGGAAAUCAGACCAUGGCGUCUCUGGGUGCACCAACCAUACCCAUAUAUCUCCCGCAACAUGGUUUGCCUUCUCGGUGAUGCAGGGCACCCGAUGAUGCCCCAUCAGAGCCAGGGUGCCUGUAUGGCAAUCGAAGACGCUGCGGCCUUGGGAAUUAUCUUCAGCAGGGCGCACUUCAGGGGCGAUGUCGCCGAUGCGCUGUCGAUCUACCAGGAAAUCCGAUUGCCCCGGGCCACCAAGGUUCAGUCAGCUUCGGCGAAGGCAGCAUAUAAUAUCAACGAGCGCAUUGGUUUCUCUAGCAAUACCGACACCGCCACCUAUAAGGUUGAGGAUGAGAAGAAGAAACUGACCAUUGAGGAGAUGAAUGCAUAUGACAUGCACAGAGACAUCGAGGAAGUUGUCGCCAUGCGAAGGGGGCUGCCGCACACAGACAAGUUUAUCAGAGGGCUACCAGUCGGCUUGAAGCUAGGAAACGGGGUAGUUGUCGGGGAGCAAGAGACUAGCUCAUUUCAGCCUCGGAUUUGAGUACAGCAUGCGGCAUGCUAGUGUUUUGGGGGCGCAGCAUUAGUUUCGCGCCGGUGGAGGAGUUCUUUCUUUUGGCGUUGUCUUGUAUAUAGCGUGAUCAUGAUCUGAGAUUGUACUUGAGCAGCUGAUAGCAUUUAUCUACUAUGGGUUAGUGUGAUACGUACGGGGCAACCUUUUGGGCCUUCUCGAAUGCGACUUUCACAUCACUGCAUAGACAGA